Periophthalmus magnuspinnatus is the source of this 5460-nucleotide messenger RNA. Its product is annotated as PH_BCR_vertebrate and RhoGAP_Bcr domain-containing protein. The coding region runs from base 595 to 4359 and encodes 1254 amino acids. The transcript is spliced from 23 exons. Gene Ontology annotation, molecular function: protein serine/threonine kinase activity; GTPase activator activity; guanyl-nucleotide exchange factor activity. The record is from RefSeq and is a predicted model, not a curated record. Gene Ontology annotation, cellular component: membrane. Gene Ontology annotation, biological process: intracellular signal transduction; positive regulation of GTPase activity; protein phosphorylation. Lineage: Eukaryota; Metazoa; Chordata; Actinopteri; Gobiiformes; Gobiidae.
CGCGAUUUCGAUAUCUAAUGUUUUACCUGCUGCUAAACUAAUGGGCGUCAAGACAUCCACUUCUCGCUAUGGAAAUGCAAGUUUCCCACGGGAAAAGCUAUCUAAUCUUAGAAUACAAAAUGCAGAUAAUGGGAUUUUGUAACAUAGCCAACAAACCACCAACCAGUCUUGUGUGUUUUAUGGAAACACGAGGAAUCUAAGCACGUUUGUGGAUGAUUAACUACUGAUUUUACUCUUUUUUUUGUGUUGUAUUCUUUUUGUUGAUGUAGCCCCUCCCAUUUUGAGCUGUGACUGAACUCAACGAGGAGUAGACUUCAGACAACAGUGGACUGUGAGUCAGUCGGUGACAGCCACAACUGAGCAAGACACGAGAAGAUCUGGUCAUUUUCCCACACUGAUUUUCUGCAUUACUUUUAACAGAUUUUUUGUGUCUGUACCAUAGACUGGAUACUUGUAAGGAAAAAGGACUGCAAUAAUUUUCCAGCUCAAUCCUGACAAAGCAAUGGAAUUUCUGAAGCUUUGUCAUUUAAGCUCAACCUUGGAUUUUUACAAGUUCUUUGGUUGAUUGAUCCCUUGUGAUAAUAGCAAUAAAAAAUGGUGGAACCGGUUGGAUUUGUGGAUGCUUGGAGGGCUCAGUUCCCCGAGUCUGAUCCUCCUUGUAUGGAGCUGAACUCGAUGGGUGAGAUUGAGCAGGAACUAGAUAAAUGCAAGUCCUCUAUCAAGCACUUGGAGAAGGAGGUAAACAAAGAGCGCUUUCGUAUGAUCUACCUGCAGACUUUACUGGCAAAGGAGAAGAAAUCAUAUGACGGGCAGAGGUGGGGAUUUAAACCAGUGGUGCAGAAUGACAACGGAGUGGACAGUGGCCAAGACAAGAAGAUCAACAAACCAACAAGGUGUAAGUCGCAUCCUCAUAGUGAUUUGGCCAAAAGUAGAGUGUCCCCUGUGACACAAGACAGUACAGAAGUUCCAGAUAUCCCAACUGGACCAGGAUCUGUGGCGGCUAUAAGGUCCACCUUUGAACGAAUUCGUAGAGCCAAUUCUCACACAGGUGGAGAUAGCAGAGGUCUGGCAGUUGUGGGAGGUCCUGAAAAGCCGUUUUAUGUCAAUAUGGAGUACCACCAUGAAAAAGGUUUGGUCAAAGUGAACGAUAAAGAUGUUUCGGCCAAAAUAAGCACACUUGGUAGUCAAGCUAUGCAGAUGGAGAGGAAGAGAUCACUCAAUUCGCUGCCAGUGAACUUGUCUUCCACUCAGGAGGUGAAUAAUAAGUGUGUACAAAGAAGGGGAUCUACUGAUGGAAACUAUGAUGGGUUGAAUAAUGAGCAAGAAAUGAAUCUACAAUCACAAGACAAUCUAAGUCCAAAGCCAAAUGAGUGUCAACCCUAUACUACUGUUUAUGUUGGUGGGAUGAUGCCAGAAAGUGAAACGAAAGUCAUCAACAUUAGAGACAGGGCCAUUGAGGAAGAUGCCAAUUUAACAUGGCCAAGGUGUUCCUAUUCUCCUGGCAGUUUUGAAGAAGGCUACACACCAGACUGCAGCUCCAAUGAGAACUUGACAUCCAGUGAGGAGGACUUUUCUUUGGGACAGUCCAGCCAUGUUUCGCCCAGUCCUACCACAGCGUACCCUAUGUACCACCGGGACAAGAGCCGCUCGCCCUCGCAGAAUUCUCAGCAGUCCUUUGAGAGCAGCAGCCCCCCCACACCGCUGUCGCAGAAGAGGUUAAAACAGCUUCAGGGGCAGGUGUUGCCCCUGAAGGAGCACAGAUCAGGACCGGUUUGGCCCAGUGAUGGAGAGUCCACUACAUCCAGCAGGACGUCCCAUGACACCAGCCUUCAGGGAGAUCUAGAAGCUCCUUACAAUGAUACAUCUGGGUCCUAUACGUUUGACCUGGACCAGAGCGAGGACCAAACCCAGGACUCUUUCAGUGGAUCCCCCCCUCAGUCCCCUCGCCUUUGCUCAAAGAGCCGCAGCAGCCGCGACACUCAGUCCAAUGACUCCCUGGAGUCUGCUCUGUCGGUUGAGCUGGAUCAGGAAAAAGGGCUGGAAAUGCGGAAGUGGGUUUUGUCCGGAAUUCUGUCCAGUGAGGAGACAUACCUCAGCCACCUGGAGGCACUUUUAAUACCAAUGAAGCCCCUGAGAGCUGCUGCCACCACGUCUCAGCCGAUGCUCACGGUUCAACAGAUCGAGACCAUCUUCUUCAAAGUCCCAGAGCUUUACGAGAUCCACAAAGAGUUUUAUGAUGCGCUGCUGCCCCGAGUCCAAGACUGGAGCCAAAACCAGUGUGUGGGGGACCUCUUUCAGAAACUGGCCAGUCAGCUCGGAGUGUACAGGGCCUUCGUGGAUAACUAUAAGGUCGCCGUGGAGACUGCAGACAAGUGCUGCCAGGCAAAUGCUCAGUUUGCCCAGAUAUCUGAGAGUCUGAAAGUAAAAAGCACAAAGGAUUGUAAAGAUCAGUCUGCAAAAUAUUCACUUGAAACUCUCCUUUACAAACCCAUAGACAGAGUUACACGCAGUACACUUGUUCUACAUGACCUCCUGAAGCACACACCCUCAUCCCACCCGGACCUCCCUCUGCUGCAAGACGCUCUCCGAAUCUCCCAAAACUUUCUGUCCAGCGUCAACGAAGAGAUAACGCCACGCCGGCAGUCCAUGACCAUCAAGAAGGGAGAGCACAGACAGCUGCUCAGGGACCGGUUCAUGGUGGAGCUGGUGGAGGGCUCUAGGAAACUGCGUCACGUCUUCCUGUUCACGGACCUCCUGCUCUGCACCAAAUUGAAGAAGCAGUCCUUGGGGAAGGGGCAGCAGUACGACUGUAAGUGGUACAUCCCAUUGGCCGACCUCACCUUUCAGACUCUGGAGGACUGUGAGUCAACACCCAUCCCUUUGGUCCAGGAUGAGGAAAUCGAUGCCAUGAAAAUCAAAAUUUCUCAAAUCAAGAAUGACAUCCAACGAGAAAAGAGAACAACGAAAGCCCCCAAAGUGAUUGAGCGAUUGAGGAAGAAGCUGUCAGAGCAGGAGUCAAUGCUGCUGCUAAUGUCCCCUAAUAUGGCGUUCAGAGUGGCCAGCAGGAACGGCAAGGGUUUCACAUUUCUCAUCUCUUCUGAUUAUGAGCGAGCUGAGUGGAGGGAAAUCAUUCGAGAACAACAGAAAAAAUGUUUUAAAAGCUUCUCUCUAACUUCUCUGGAGCUGCAAAUGCUCACAAACUCCUGUGUUAAACUCCAGACAGUGCACACAAUACCAAUGACUAUGAGCAAAGAAGAUGAUGAGUCUUCAGGUUUGUAUGGCUUCCUAAAUGUCAUUGUCCACUCGGCGUCAGGCCUUAAACAGAGUCUAGACCUGUACUGCUCUUUGGAGGUGGAUUCAUUUGGAUAUUUUGUGAACAAGGCGAAGACACGAGUGCACCGAAACUCAACUGAACCAAACUGGAAUGAGGAGUUUGAGAUUGAACUGGAAGGUUCCCAGACUCUGAGGUUGCUCUGUUAUGAGAAAUGUGCCACUAAAUCAAAACUGAGUAAAGAAGAUGCAGAGCUCACAGAGAGAAUCAUCGCCAAAGGUCAAAUCAAGCUGGACCCGCAGACUUUACAAAACAAAGACUGGCAACGAACUGUUAUUGCUAUGAAUGGGAUUGAGGUGAAGUUGUCAAUGAAGUUCACAAGCCGAGAAUUCAGUCUGAAGAGGAUGCCUUCAAGGAAACAGUCUGGAGUGUUUGGGGUCAAAAUAAAUGCGGUGACCAAGAGAGAGCGGUCGAAGGUGCCCUUGAUUGUACGGCAGUGUGUGGAGGAGAUUGAACGGAGAGGGAUGGAGGAAGUGGGGAUCUACAGAGUGUCUGGAGUUGCAACAGACAUACAGUCACUGAAAGCUGCAUUUGACACAAAUAAUAAGGAUGUGUCUUUGAUGAUGAGAGACAUGGACGUCAAUGCCAUAGCUGGGACUCUCAAGUUGUAUUUUCGUGAACUACCUGAGCCUCUUUUUACUGAUGAGUUAUACCCAAACUUUGCUGGCGGCAUUGCUCUUUCAGACAGUGUAGCCAAGGAAAGCUGCAUGUUGAACUUACUACUGUCUCUGCCUGAACCCAACCUAGUCACUUUUCUCUUUAUACUUGACCAUUUAAAAAGGAUUGCCGAUAAUGAGAGCAUUAACAAGAUGUCACUGCACAACCUGGCCACAGUUUUUGGUCCCACUUUGCUUCGGCCAUCUGAGAAAGACAGUAAACUGAACAGCUCCCAGCCCAUCUCUAUGAACGACUGCUGGUCUUUGGAGGUCAUGGCUCAGGUCCAAGUGCUGCUGUAUUUUCUGCAGCUUGAGAGUAUCCCAACUCCAGACAGCAAGCGGCAGAGCCUUCUCUUCUCCACUGAAGUAUAACAGGAGCACAUACUUCAUUCUCAUCAUAAUGAGAAAGUAACUUUUCCCAUGAUUAGCCUCGGUGAAUGCUGCUGAGUGGCUGCUGGUUUACCAUACAGUUGCAUUGUAUGUCCACCAGAGGGAGGCAAUAAUGCACAUUUAGUUUUGAAAAAAGACCAUUGUGCGUUUUGGGUUUUUUUUGUGUUGGUUCAACAAUCUCUUCUAAAUCAUUCCUAUUUUUAUUUAAACACCUUUCUUUAAAACGUUCCUUGUUCUGUCACUGUGCACAUCUCUCCAAUCAAAGGAGGUUUACUAUUUUGCUGGUUAAUUUUUUUUUUCAUUGUUGAUGUUGAGCGAAUGAUUGCUUGUUUUUGUGUUUCGGUAAAAGCUGUGCCAAUGGUUCCCUACUGAUGACCAAUAGAUCAUUUCAUUUACUCUUAUGUUUACACUCUUCUAAUUUUAUAAAGUGACUGAAUUGUUGUAGUCACUAAACAUGCAGGCAUGUUGAACUAUAAACGUUUUAAGUGUUAUGUACCGUAAUUGUCUAUAUUUUUUUCCUAAUUUGGUUGGGCCAGAAAACAGAAAUUUGAGGACCAAUAAAAGGGUAAAAUGCCAAAUUAGGUUUUUUAAAAGUUUUGGGAUUAUGGCCUUGGCCUAUCAAAAAAUAUUCCCUCACAUAAAAUAUUAUAGAAUAUUAUUGUUACACAUCCUUUGUAAAGCCCUGUUUUCUUGUUUUUUCUCAUGACAACGCAUUAGUGAGCAUAUGGUCAAUAUCUAUGCUGUUGAAGUCAUGUUUGUCAUAAUCUUUUUUUCCAGUUAAUUACCUUGCAUCAGUGUUACAUGUACAUUCCUCGAAUAAUAUUGAAACUCUAGGACAUGAACUCUGCUGUAGAAAUGAAGAGAUUAGUCUUAUCUACAAACUGUUCCUCACUGGACUUUUAAAGAGCCAUAUCUGAUGUUAGCUGGUUAUUACUGCAUUUAUCUUCCACAGUCUCAGUAUUAGUGUAAACCUCUGUGAAAGCACAUGUCACAACAAGUAUUCAACUUUUAUUAGCUGUACAAAAGCAAUAACUGUACGAUCAAUGUAUAUGUAAACAUGUAAAUAAAUAAGGGUAUAAUAUA